Messenger RNA from Zasmidium cellare ATCC 36951, 876 nucleotides. RefSeq lists its product as uncharacterized. Gene Ontology annotation, molecular function: oxidoreductase activity. The transcript has 4 exons. Bases 1 to 876 code for a protein of 291 amino acids. Lineage: Eukaryota; Fungi; Ascomycota; Dothideomycetes; Mycosphaerellales; Mycosphaerellaceae. The record is from RefSeq and is a predicted model, not a curated record.
AUGGCUGCGGUAGAGACGACAAUCAAUUACUUCGACAUAAACGAGGACCGCGUGUUCUACCCAGGCACUGCUGGAUACCAGCGGCGAAAGUUUGACACGAAGCCGGUUCACAUCCACGACUUACGAAGUCGAGAAGAUGAUUUCACUCUUGACAAGAAUGGUUUCAAGGUAUUGAAGGGCAUCUGGUCUGAGGCGGACGUGCAGGACGAGCCUGAGCAUAUUCAGAAAGUGGUGUUUCCUGAGACGAUCGAGGCUGUUAAGAAGGCAACCGGGGCUACAGAUGUCCUGCCCUUCUCACACCUUGUUCGACGACACUUGGCCAGCGCGGUCAAAGAGCAAGCUCAAGGGCUCAAGGACAGCGAUACGGUCGCCGCCCCUGGACCCACGAUCUUCGCCCAUUGCGACAACAGUGUAGCCGGCGCCAUGACGGUCCUGGAGAACAACGUCCCCACCGACGAGCAGGAGAAGCGCAGAAACAGUCGUUGGGCGAUCAUGAAUGUCUGGAGGCCUCUCGUGCGGCCGGUCACUAGGGAGCCGCUUGCGCUUCUAGAUGCGGACACAGUUGACGAAAAAGACCUUAUCGGUGUGAUGUCCAUUUUCCCGCAGAAGAAAGGGGCGGCUUUCGGCCAGGCGUAUCCUGGUGGCGUUGGUUUUGAGACUUCUCAAGUUCUCGCCAACGAGAACCAUCGAUGGUACUACGCUUCUAAGCUCGCCCCUGAUGAAGCACUACUGUUCAAGCAAUUUGACUCCAAGAAGGAUGGUCGCGCGAGACAGACACCACAUUCUGCGUUCCAAUGCAAGGACGAUCACGGCCCACCGCGAGAGAGCAUGGAAGUAAGGUGUCUUGUGUUUUGGGAAGGCGAGAGCCUUAGUUGA